GCAGAGCUCAUUCCACGCCCGUCUCUACUCCUGUCAACAUGGCUGGAAACUUUCACGACCUUUCAGCCAAGCUGCUGUCAGGCGACACUCUCAGUUUCUCCUCUCUUAAAGGUAAAGUGGUGCUCGUCGAGAACGUGGCAUCCCUCUGAGGCACGACGGUCAGGGACUACACUCAGAUGAACGAGCUCCACUCCAAGUACUCGGAGAAGGGGCUUGUUAUUCUGGGAGCUCCCUGCAACCAGUUCGGCCAUCAGGAGAACACCAAGAACGAAGAAAUUCUGAACAGCUUGAAGUCUGUGCGUCCUGGGAAUGGCUUCGUGCCUCAAUUCCAGCUCCUGGAAAAGAUCGACGUGAACGGAAAGGACGCUCACCCCCUGUUUGUGUUCCUGAAGGAGAAGCUUCCCUUCCCCAGCGACAACCCUACGGCCUUGAUGACCGACCCCAAGUUCAUCAUCUGGAGCCCCGUGUGCAGGAACGACGUCUCGUGGAACUUUGAGAAGUUCCUCAUCGGCCCCGAUGGGAAACCGUUCAAGCGCUACAGCAGGAGCUUCCUGACCAGCGACAUCGAGGCUGACAUUCAAGAGCUCCUCAAGAAAGUGAAGUAAGCCAUCUUGGCGGAGGGCUCUGACGGGGAUGGUGGUCAGACAGAGGCGUGACACGACCACUCCCGUCUUAUCAGCCUGCAGAGAAAGAUGGCAGUAUGUGUUCAGCUGGCUGUGCUGACCUGGGUAGAGUUUGGCUGUUUUGUAAGAAGUUUACUGUGUGAUGUCGCCACUUGAAAUGUACUGAGGGUGGCGGCGGAUGUGAACGUAAACACUUAUCAUUUAACAGCCCUAAUUUAGCCUCGUACAGCAGAGCUCAGCUUCUCCAUCCGACUGUCUGAAACCAAAUAACAAUAAAGAUUUUUAAAAAGUCAU
This is a messenger RNA of Hemibagrus wyckioides, 917 nucleotides long. It is a transcript of the gene gpx1a, whose product is annotated as glutathione peroxidase 1a. Gene Ontology annotation, biological process: glutathione metabolic process; response to hydrogen peroxide; hydrogen peroxide catabolic process. The record is from RefSeq and is a predicted model, not a curated record. The transcript is spliced from 2 exons. Gene Ontology annotation, cellular component: cytosol; mitochondrion. NCBI's taxonomy places the organism in Eukaryota, Metazoa, Chordata, Actinopteri, Siluriformes, Bagridae. Gene Ontology annotation, molecular function: glutathione peroxidase activity.